This is a messenger RNA of Vitis riparia (riverbank grape), 1962 nucleotides long. RefSeq names its product protein GRAVITROPIC IN THE LIGHT 1. The transcript has a single exon. The coding region runs from base 313 to 1656 and encodes 447 amino acids. NCBI's taxonomy places the organism in Eukaryota, Viridiplantae, Streptophyta, Magnoliopsida, Vitales, Vitaceae. Gene Ontology annotation, biological process: negative gravitropism; response to red or far red light. The record is from RefSeq and is a predicted model, not a curated record.
AAGAGCAAAGUCGCGUGCUCUUGGGGUGGGAGGUUUCAAAUCUCAAUAUCUGCGGCUUCGUGCAGCGCAAAAUUCAGAUUCCGCUCCCACUCAGCCCCACUUGUCUACCCUUUUCCCACCCACAAACCAACACACUCCCACUACGACACCGUUUCACCUGGCUAUUCGGUACUCACUACUCAGUCCUCUGCUUUGCCGCCACAAUGCUAAAUGAUUCUGCUGCUUAAACCCUAGUCUAAUAACCCUUUGACUACUUCAAUCGUUUUCACUCCUCUCUGUUUGGAAUCGUUUGUGGUUUUGGAUUUUGAAGGAAUGGAAUGUGGGUCGGUGACAAAACCCUCCAAAUCGUCCUCAAAUAUAACCGAAAUCGUUUCCAGGUUUGCGAGAGUUUGCAGGUUUAGAUCUGUUGGAGUCUUCUCCUCCUCGGAAAACCCUGGUCAUAACCGCCACGAUCAUUGCCCCAGUAAUGGGGAUGUGGUGAUGGUUGAAGGCUGCAGUGACGCGACUGAGGAGACUGAGUGCAAAGCCGAGAAGGUUCAUCCUCAACCUGUUGAGGGUUUGAGCAGAAGUGGUGCAUGUGGUGGUGGUAAUGUGGAGAUUUUGAAGCUGUUCGACACUGUUUCAUCUCUGAAGCUGGCUUAUAUUCAGCUCCAGCAAGCUCAUAUUCCCUAUGACCCAGAAAAAAUCAAGGCUGCUAAUGAGCUUGUUGUUGCGGAGGUUGAAGCUCUCUGCAAGAUCAAACGAGCUUAUAAGGAGAAGAAGCAUUUGGGAAAGGUCAAGCUUGGUUCUUCCCACUCCGAGCUGAUUCAAGUGAAAGAGAAGUUGUUGGAACAGUUGAAGUCUCAAGCUACGGCCAAAGACUCUGAGAUACUGAGUUUAAGAGGGCAACUUGAGGACUUGGAUUUGAAGAAUGCGGAACUUACCGACAAGCUUGAACGUAGGUGUUUGGAAGAAGAGAAAGUUGGGGUUUUUAACCAACCUUCGUUUCAGGAUGCCUUUAAUGCAGCCUCGAAGGCAAUUCAUGAUUUUGCGAAACCAUUAAUUAGCUUCAUGAAGGUUUCGGGUUGGGAUUUGGACCUAGCAGCAAAUUCAAUCGAAGAAGAUGCGGUUGUCUAUUCCAAAAGAUGUCACAAGAAGUAUGCUUUUGAGGCCUACAUUGCCCGGAGAAUGUUUCAUGGGAUUUCAAUCCAAUCUUGCAAUUUUGAAGAUGGUACUGGGUUUGAUGACCCGGUUGGUGCCCUGAUAGAAGAUCCCGAUUCGGGUUUUGCCAAAUUCUGCAGAACCAAGUAUCUAUUAGUUGUUCAUUCAAAGAUGGAAGCUUCAUUUUUCGGGAAUUUGGAUCACAGGAUGCUAGUAAUGAGGGGCAAGCAUCCGAGGACGCCAUUCUAUCAAGCAUUUGUGAAAAUGGCCAAGUGUGUUUGGGUUCUACUAGGAAUUGCAGCCUCGGUUAAACCCAAAGCCGAAAUUUUUGAAGUCAAAAGAGGCAGUGAAUUCUCUGAUGUUUACAUGGAGUGUGUGGAGGGGGACAAGGAAGCCACAGGUGGGUUCGAUGAAGGACAAACAAGGAUCAAAGUUGAGUUCAUGGUGAUGCCUGGAUUUAGAAUAGGAGAUACACUGGUCAGGUCUCGGGUUUAUCUCUCGAAAAUGAGAUCCUGACUUCAUAUGUGCUAAAAGGAGGUGCUUGGACUAACUGGUAACUUUGAGAAAACCCUAUCACUUCUUGUUCUGAAUAUGUUCAUAUCUUUGCUUGAGUCAGGCAGGAGUUGUUAUUGGAGUUUUUGCUUUCACAAUAGAGUAUGGUGGGAUUGAACCCACAAGCUCAAAGUUUGUACUUCUUUCCAGUUCCUAGGUUUUUUAUAUAAUCCAUAAUGUAAGCUGCCAGGAUCUUGUUUAUUGUCUUUUUGAAUUGUAAAUAAAUAUCUAGUUAAUGAUGCCACAUAAUUAUUGCAUCCUGUUUCUCCA